ACAAACAGGUGGGUGCUACAUCCAAUAAGCAUAGGCCAGAGGUGCUCUUAAGCAUCCUAAAAUUCACAGGACAGUCCCCCAUAACAAAGACUUGCCAGCCCAAAAUGUCAAUAGGGCUGAGGUUGAGAAACUCUGGUACAGAGCCAGUAAAAUAUUUUCUACAAGGGAUGGGGGAGGGAGGGUAAAGCUUCGGGGGGCUGGUUAUGGAAGAGUUUACUAAAGAGAUAAUGAUUGGCUGGGGGGAGGGAAGAUCCCAGCAGAAGGGACAACAUGUGCAAAGCCACAGAAGCAUGGUGUAUUUGGGGAAUCCCAAACACUGGGGGAAGAGUUGUGGGCAUAAAGGCUGGACAGCUAGGCAGGAGCUAGACAUUCACGCAAAUAUAUUGUUAGAGGAAUUACUGUAAGAAAAGCUGUUUGUUUCUGUGAUGGCUAUUUAUGGGUCACUCAGGAGCACAGUCCAGCUACAUAUCUCUGUGAGCUAAAAUUGCUGAAGAAAGCUGUUUGAAAUGAGGCUUUUCUCAUAUUGCUUCCUUAGGGCCUGGGGUUUUCCAGGCGUUUGUUACUUUCUCAGAGAUAGAGUGGGGGCUGUUUCAAUGGAAUGUGAGCUCUGAGAGGUGGAAUAGCUCUCUGUUAAAGCCACUUAGCUAGUAUCUCAAUGCUAUGAUAGGAUCACGUACAGGGAUGUGGUGGUUAUUUCUCAUGCGUUAGGCUUAUAGGCAGAUGACGAUGUUUAUUUCCUCUUUUGUAGAGCAACCUAGUCCAGAAAUAGGGAUAUGUGAACCUUAAGAUUAGACUGCCACGUUGAAUCUAAAUGAGUUGCCUCCCCACUCACCCACAAAAAAGGGUAGGCACGUAGGCCAUUCCAAUCAGGGUUUCUCUUUUUCUUAAGCUAAUGAUCAAAGCAACUGACAAACUGUCACGGAAUCUGCCAGACCUCACUCUGGCCUUGCUCCUUCUCCCCAGCUUCUGAACUAUUCCUGCUUCUGUCAUGCUCUGAGCCCAUUCUUAGCAAACUACCAAGUCUCCGACUCCUGGUCUGCAGCGGUCCUGAGCCUGUUGAGCUCUGGUCCCAGUGCCUGCCUCUGCCCCCUGGUGGCCUGAUGAUAGAGCUUAAUGGAGGUAUCUUCCAACCCCUCCUCCAACAUCGACCCACGCAACUACGUUGAAGUGAAUGAUUUGAUCACCCAGAUACCUUCUAAAGUGCAGAUACAAGAUAUUACUACAGAGCUGCACUGCCCACUGUGUAAUGAUUGGUUCCAUGAUCCACUGAUGCUAAGCUGUGGCCACAACUUCUGCCAGGCCUGUAUCCAAAACUUUUGGAAGCAGCAAGCAAGGGAAACAUUCUGUCCUGAGUGUAAGAUGCUAUGUCAGUAUAGCCACUGUACAUUCAACCUUGUACUAGAGAAGCUAGUAGAGAAGAUUAAGAAGCUACCCCUACUCAAGGGCCAUCCACAGUGCCCAGAGCAUGGAGAGAACCUGAAACUGUUCAGUAAGCCAGAUGGGAAACUGAUCUGCUUCCAAUGCAAAGAUGCUCGGUUGUCUGUGGGGCAGUCUAGAGAGUUCAUGCAGAUUGCUGAUGCUGUCCACUUCUUUAUGGAGGAGCUUACCAUCCAUCAGGGUCAACUGGAGGCAACCCUGAAGGAGCUUCAGUCCCUGAGGAACAUGCAGAAAGAUGCUAUUGCUGCUUACAAGUUGUGUGAAUAUUGGUGGUGUGGGCCCCCAUCCCCAAGUGCUGGUCUCAGUAAUUACCAUGGUGAUGAUCAUGGAGGUUUCCAGGAAAACAAGCUACACCUGCAGCAACACGUCUCCUUGGAGUUUCUAAAGCUGCAUCAGUUCCUGCACAGCAAAGAAAAGGACAUUUUAAAUGAGCUCCGAGAAGAGGGAAAAGCCUUGAAUGAGGAGAUGGAGAUGAAUCUGAACCAGCUUCAGGAACAGUGUCUCCUAGCCAAGGAGAUGUUGGUGAGCAUCCAGGCACGGAUGGAAAAGCAGAACUCCUUCGACUUCCUCCAAGACAUCACACCUUUCUUGGAUAGCUUAGAGCAAGGAAUGAAGGUGCUGACACCCAGAGAGCUUAUCUCCAGAAAGCUGAACCUGGGCCUGUACAAAGGUCCCAUCCAGUACAUGAUGUGGAGGGAAAUGCAGUCUACUCUGUCUCCAGGCCUAUCUCCUUUAACUCUGGACCCUAAAACAGCUCACCCAAAUCUGGUGCUCUCCAAAAACCGAACCAGUGUGUGGCAUGGUGACAUUAAGCAGGUAAUGCCCGAUGAUCCAGAGAGGUUUGACUCAAGUGUGGCUGUGCUGGGCUCAAAAGGCUUCACAUCUGGAAAGUGGUACUGGGAAGUAGAAGUAGCAAAGAAGACAAAAUGGACAGUUGGAGUCGUCAGAGAAUCCAUCAUUCGGAAAGGCAGCUGUCCUCUAACUCCUGAGCAAGGAUUCUGGCUUUUAAGACUAAGGAACCAAACAGAUCUAAAGGCUCUGGAUUUGCCUUCUUGCAGUCUGAAACUGACUAACAACCUCGACAAGGUGGGCAUAUACCUGGAUUAUGAAGGAGGGCAGGUAUCCUUCUACAAUGCUAAAACCUUGACCCACAUUUACACCUUCGGUAGCACUUUCAUGGAGAAAAUUUAUCCCUACUUCUGCCCUUGCCUUAAUGAUGGUGGAGAGAAUAAAGAACCAUUGCAUAUCUCACAUCCACAGUAACUAGUCAUACUAUUGUAUAAAUUCAGAGAGUUAUUAAAGAGGUAUUGAAAUAGUUUA
Ceratotherium simum simum (southern white rhinoceros) is the source of this 2757-nucleotide messenger RNA. Lineage: Eukaryota; Metazoa; Chordata; Mammalia; Perissodactyla; Rhinocerotidae. The record is from RefSeq and is a predicted model, not a curated record.